CGGAGGGGUGGCCCCGAUCAAAGCACGGGAACCCGCACAACGCAGUCCGGCUGGGACGCCGCCGCCGUCGCCGUCGCCGGAAUGCCCCCGAUCGUAAACUAAGACAGGGUCGAGGUCACUUUGCGGGACUCGCUAAUAUGCAGGCACAUCCUUGUACAUUACUGAAUGAGCUCCUGCUGCACUAAGAAUGAAGGCCAGUCCGAGGAGGCCCUUGAUUCUGAAACGGAGGAAACGUCCCCUGACCUUCAGUAACCCUGUGGAUACAAAGGACAAUGCUGCUGAGGAAAAAAGUCCUAGGAGCAAAUGCAAAUCUAUGGCUGGAGAUUUUGAUGCAGCUAGUACCUGCCCAAGUAAAGAUGUUUUGGGAACAUCACUAAAAAACACAGCCAAUGACAUUCAAAAAUUUCCAGAAGGGAUUAGGAUUGUAAACCAUCCUUCAAUUCCCAACACUCAAGUCGUGUUAAUUCCGAGAAACGCUGAUCUUCAAAGCAUCAUAGCAGCACUCACUGCGAAGGGAAAAGAAAGUGGCAGUAAUGGUCCCAAGAAAUUUAUUCUUCUGAGUAGUAAUGCAACUUCUCACCAAAGUCCGCUUUUGGGAAGUAAUAAUCCCUCGACCCAGAAUGGUUUUCCUAAUUUGUUAGAGAGCAGACAAAAAUCUCUUGAGUUCCAUGAAGAAUCGAACAUGAAAGCUACUGCUUCAGAUGGGAAAGUGACGUUACUGGACUCUGCAAACAGUAUCAGCAUCAAAAAGGAGGAGAUGUGCACCAACAUCCCUGAAACAUUGGUGCCAUCAGCUUUGUAUGAUCUAGACACUGAUACAGCUCCCACAGCUCCUGAGCGCCACCUGGACGACAGUCUGACCAACAUUCAGUGGCUGGGUAAGAUGAGCACAGAUGGUCUUGGGGCUUGCCAUGUAAAAGAUGAAGCAGAGAAGGAAAAUAAAGAGCCUGUACCAGAAGAGCCCAUUACAGAGUCUAUUCAUGAGCGGCCGCCAUAUUCAUACAUGGCAAUGAUUCAAUUUGCUAUAAAUAGUACUCAGAGCAAGAGGAUGAUGCUGAAAGAAAUCUAUACCUGGAUUGAGGAUCAUUUCCCCUACUUCAAACAUGUGGCCAAACCAGGAUGGAAAAACUCUAUUCGCCACAACCUGUCUUUGCAUGAUAUGUUCAUACGUCAGACAUCUCAAAAUGGCAAGGUAUCACACUGGACCAUUCGUGCUGAAGCCAACCGCUUUUUGACAUUGGAUCAGGUUGUUAAGUCCCUGGAUUUCAGCCCAACUGACAAGAUUCAAUGGAUCCAAGCAGCGCCUGUGUUGGUCUUUCAACAACAGCAAAAACGAUCCAGCAGCACAGAGAUGCCAACGAGCAAUGUAGCUGUCAGCUCAGAAGUGAAUAUGAGAAAAAUGAAACCCCUGUUGCCUCGGACGGACUCCUACCUGGUGCCCAUUCAGCUGCCGGUCACCUCUCCCUUAAUCUUACAGUCAUCGACUCAGAUAACUCUGCCUGGAACGCAGGGGCAUGCUUCCUCCACUACGAGCAGUGAGUUGGCCGGGAAACGGAAACGUGUCCGGAUUGCACCAAAGGUAACAAAUGAUAUGGUGAGCUGUAAUCAACCUUUGACUUCACUAAAGCACUCUGAGACUCCACUCCUGGUUCAGGCAACGCCACCCGUGAGUGAAGUGCAUGAAAGUUCUGCAGCAGCAAAACUCUGCGAAGCGUCCAAGGAGAGCAGCUCCAGACGGAAGCAGAAGCACAUCCUUCAGCCUGUGGAGGAGCCUGUUCUCUUGUUCCCAGGAGUCAGUGAGCCUGUAGCAGAGACUGGAUUGGAUUCGGGACUUGUAUCAGAUAUGUCAGCGUUCCACGAAUCUCAAAACCUGGACCAAUGCCCAAAUGUUUCUAGCAAUGCCAUGGAUUAUAACUUCAAAACGCCUAUCAAGGAGAAGCCCCGUGAUCUGCCAGCUUCUUCCACACCCAGUAAAAGCACCAGUAGAAGCUCUCCUGUCACUGUGGCCAAUGGUUGGACCCCUUUGAAAAAAGAUGAUAGUUUAUUUGAGUUCAGUCCUGUGAGGACUCCUCUUAGUUCCUUCUUUACACCAUUGCAGAAUAACACAGGCUACCUGAGUCUUAGCAGUACACCUUAUAAGGAAUUUGCUCUCUUUGAAUCGCCGCAUGAGCUAUUAAACUCUCCAGUUAAGGACCUUGUGCCAGAUGCAAGUGCCUCCCCACUUCUGGAGGACAAAUGUUCCCGAAGGCUUCAAGUAAAUGUAAAUGGUAACACGUCAAUAAACAGAUCUCUGACUGAAGGAUUGGUCUUAGACACCCUGAAUGACAGCCUCAGUAAAAUAUUGCUGGACAUCAGCUUCACGGGCCUCGAGGAGGAGGACUAUGAACUUGGAAACAUGAGCUUGUCAACACUAAUCCCAGAUCUGAGAUAAAUAGGUUUGUGAUGGACAGAGGAUCUUGCUGUUUAAAUAGUUUCUUCAUAAUUAACUUCAAGCUGGUUCAAUUAACAGCUUAAAAUUUAGAAAAAUCAACCUCUACUAGACUCUUGGGCAAAAUGUUGGUUCAUAGCUAAACCUUUGGUUUCCAGUGCCCUGAUCUGUGAAUACUUGGUUCUUUUCCUAUCUGGGCUGUGCUUACUGUAACUCGAUUAAUCACUGUUCACUGUUACCUGUGUACUAUCUUUUGCACAUGUCCAUGGAGCAGUUCACAUAAAGUAAUAUUUUUGAUGUAUGAUUGUAAUAUGUUUAAUGCUGCUUUGCCUUUAUAGACACCAGGACCACGGGCCACUUUCAAAUGGCCUUGUGACUUUUCUACCAUUGCAUUCUGUAGCUGUCCACCAGACUUUCUGAUACUGCUGUUGUUCUUGAUAUUAGAUGCCUCUCAGGGGAUGUCAAACUUUUGUAUAUAAUGUUUUGUAAAUACACUAUUAAAAUAUAACGGAAAUUUAUAAGGGGAAUGGAAGCCUUUUAAUAAAAAGGGUUCCGGCAGGAUGAGCAAUGACCUUCCUGGUUUCGGUGAAGUUCUGAGUUGAAGGUUAAUGUCUGAUUUGUAAGAUUUGAGAUAAUGCUGACAAGUCAUAGUUGAUCAGUGUUUGUGUGAGUUAUCUGUAUCUCAGAGACUGAUGUUAAUAGCUGAUUACAUUCAGUUCUAGCCCCUGUUUUUUUUAACAGUAUUAACAAAAGAGCCUUGACAUCAUUUAGCACCUGAUGUUAAUGUUCUGAGCUUAGACUGGUGAUCAGCGCAGAUUUCCGAUUUUCCGUUAUUUUAGACGGCUGAAUUUACAGUUUCUUUCGAGAAGGAAAGCAAAAUUUAAUAAGUGUGUGAGAUUUUCAUUUCAGAUUAUUCAGUAUCUGCUCACCAAUACCAAGAUCAUCCCUUCUUGAUUGGAGAAGAGAACUGCGUGUGCCUGGCUUGUAAAUGAUCUUGUAUAAACGUUUAAACUAUGGCUUGAGUAUGCAUCAUUGAAGUUCUGUUUUAAAUGUGUGAUUUGGUUCAGAUUAAUCUGGUGAAUGUGAACAAUAUUUUACUAUUAAACACUUUAAUAGUUAAUAAUUUAGAUUAAUUCAUGAAGCAUUGUACAAGAGCAGCUCAAGGUAUCCCUGAAGACAGGUGGCAUUGUUGUACUAGGGACUUGAGGUCAAGGUUUUCUAUGAGACUUGACUUGCGGCCUCUUUUUGUGAUCAAAGGCUCAUUACUCUCCCACUUGCCAAAUGGAACAUUCUUUAUCUUAGCUGAAGUAUUCAAAUAUUUUCUCAUCCUGGAUUGUUGUCGUGGCCUUUAACAUGCGUUUAGCAUGAGGAACUGCCUUGUGAAUUUUCUAAAUCAUUUUAUAAACCAGUUCAGUGAUUGACAUUUGUGUGCACCAAUGCAAGUCUUCGAGGGGGACUCGCUUCAAUGUCUCUGCUAAUUGAUUGAAUGAUUCCAAUCACGUUUAUCAGGUGUGACUUGCUUUUCAUUAUCUAUGUUGGCUGUCGGUAAUUAAUCUGUUUUCUCAGAUAAAUUAGAUUAUGUUCUCCAGACUAUCUGUCAUAUAGAUUUAUCCCUUUUUUUAACAUUUGCAUCCUCUCAUCCACAAGCACUGUUCCCAUAUCCAAGGAGAAUUGAAUGAUGUGGUCAGAGUAUCUGCCAUUUACACCUCCCUAUUUUCCUCAGCAAACUAGGAUUUGGACCAGGUAAUUUGUGUCUUCCAGCCUUUUAAGAAAUUGCAUUUUGAAUAUUAGGAUUCAAUUUCAGGUUUUUUUUUGUCAAUUGACAAUGACAAUUGACAACAUCCUGCUUAGUGAAGAAUGAUGCAAAAAUUUUAACUUAAUACAUCGACAAUGCCAAUUCAAGGAAGAUGUUCCUUUUUGGCACCGCCUUUCAAACCAAUCUUACACUAUUUAUUAGAAAAUGUUAUUGGUCAUCACUUUUCAAAACUCAGCCUAUUUACCUUGAUCAAUGUAUCCACUUCAUUCAUAAUCUUCCUUCUUUCUCACCAUUAUAAAAUAUGGCCAGCAAUGUCUCCCUUCCUUAGAUCCUGGUACUUGUUAUUACUACUACAGUGUGACAGCUUGUACUUUCAAGACAGCAGUCCUUUUCAUGCUUAAUGCAUCUGACAACAUGCAGUCCAAACCCACCAAACUUAUUGAUUCCUGCUCUUUAUGGAUUACAUUCUAUUUUAAUACCACCUGUCUCCUGGCCGCCCUUGCUAUUUCUUGAGUAAAAUUAAAGCACCGAUCUUCUUCAGCCUCUGGCAUUGCCCCGCCUUGCACUUCUUCAUGUGGUAUUCUAUUCUUUGGUUUAAAUGUUAAGCUAAGCACCUGCUUCUUGACAUUGCUGAUUUCUUCCCUUUAAGUUUUCAUCUUUAUUCAUUUCCGAGGAAGGCUUUUAUAUAUAAGAGAGAGAGAGCCCUGCAAAUCUCAUCACUAAGCUGAAUUUCUUUUCUGCAUGUUCACCGCAUAUUGAUCACUGUUUACAGAUCUUGGAUGUUUCCCAGUAUUGUGCACCAUAAAAUCUUUUUCCAAAAUUAGACAUUUAUACAAAACUUUCAUUGUAGCAGUGCAAAGUAUGCACAUUGCAAACAAGCAGCAUGUUGUAUGUAUCUAGAGUAUUUUCUUAAUUUAAUGGGACACCUGAUUGAAAGCUGUAUAUUGCUGAGGUUAUUCAAUUUAAAAAUAUCCUUUUAGAAAUAAUUUUUUGAUGGGAAAGUCUUUCACAUCUGCAUUUUUUUUCUUUCCACGUGACGAGGGAGUCCAUAACACAGGAUAGUUAAGUUUUGAUUUUGUAGUUGAUCAAGACAGUGAUAUCAGGAUCAAAACCAUUUUAAGAUUGUGUUAUCAUUUGUAUCAACCUGUCAGCAACACUAUUGGUUACAUUUUUCCUUUGAGUACCUAUGUAUAUGAUCAAGGUAUAUGCAGAUAUCAGUGGUUAACUAAUUGAAAGUGUCCAUUUAUCUAAGGAUCACAUUGAACAGUAGAUGCAUGUGAGUGUGUGUGUGUGUGCGCAUUUUAAAAAUAAUUGUAAUCUGUUCCCACUUUGCAUCCCAAAAUAUCAGUGAACUACUGUAACUCCUUUCUUUCUGUAAGUGCAGACCAGAAUAUGCAAUAUCAAUAAUUUUGGUCAAACAUUCCCACAACUGGGUCAACAGAUCAUGCAACAGCAACAAUAGUUGUAAAUUAUGAACUAUACAGUGUUUUCCAAUGCAGUCUUUGUAAAUAUUCCAUGUUAUAUUACUUGUAUAUAAUCCAGGCUCAGUCAAUGCACCUUAAUAGAAAGAACACAGUCUGUGCCCUGGGCUUCUUAUAGAAGUAUAAGCAGUUCAUUGUGACAUUGGACGUGCUAACAAUCCUGUAAUUGGUGAAUAAACUGCUGUACAGUAAUUGAA
This is a messenger RNA of Hypanus sabinus (Atlantic stingray), 5862 nucleotides long. It is a transcript of the gene foxm1, whose product is annotated as forkhead box M1. Gene Ontology annotation, biological process: G2/M transition of mitotic cell cycle; regulation of DNA-templated transcription. NCBI's taxonomy places the organism in Eukaryota, Metazoa, Chordata, Chondrichthyes, Myliobatiformes, Dasyatidae. Gene Ontology annotation, molecular function: DNA-binding transcription factor activity; sequence-specific DNA binding. Bases 188 to 2431 code for a protein of 747 amino acids. The transcript has 9 exons. The record is from RefSeq and is a predicted model, not a curated record.